Messenger RNA from Rodentolepis nana, 345 nucleotides. NCBI's taxonomy places the organism in Eukaryota, Metazoa, Platyhelminthes, Cestoda, Cyclophyllidea, Hymenolepididae. The record is from the annotation of a GenBank genome assembly.
AUGGAGUCAACAGACGGCUGUUCCAUUGUUUCUAGGAGGACUGAACAAUUAGGAUGCAAUGAAGAACUUUCAUGCGAGGUCAUUAAGUCUAAAGAAAUGCGCAAAAAGGUAAAAAAGAUGCUGAAACUGGUUAAUUCAACUCGUUGUGUUCCCCUCAAACUGGUUGAGGUUGUAUCAGGUGAAAGACAGAUCGUGGACGGUAUCAAGGAAAAUAUUCUCUUGAGACUUCGAGAAUCCGGCAGUAAGCAAGUUCUAGAAUAUAACCUCUGCAUGUAUGAAAGGGCUAACGAUCGAAAGAACGUGGAAGUUCGACUCACUCUCAAGAGGCCAACACAACCGUGCUGA